AUGGCUGAUAAGAUCAACCUCGAGGGUGAAAAGGUAGCCGAUGUCUCCGGGUACCAUGAGGAGCGUGGAACUGGCCAGCCUGACCCUAUCGAGCUGAGCCGUAACAUCGAGGCGAAAAUCAAGAACCCACUGGAGGGAAUCGGGUACAACCAGCUCAUGCGCGAUGUCGAGGUCUUCUGCCGAGACCACGGUCUUCAGGAGGAGAUCGCCGUAUUCCGCAAAGGCGCCCUGGUUGCCCAAGACCCGGAGAACUACGAGAACAUUGGCGGCGCCGAAGCCCUUGACGAGGCCGAAAUCAAGGCGCUCCGUGAAGAGGUUACACACAAGUGGCGCUUGCCUAAGAAGCUCUACCUGACCAUCAUCACUUGCUCCAUUGGUGCUGCUGUCCAGGGAUGGGAUCAGACCGGUACCAAUGGCGCCAACAUCUUCUUCCCCGCAGAAUACGGUAUUGAGUCCAACAGUACUCGAGACCGUCUCAUCUUGGGUCUUGUGAACGCGGGCCCUUACAUUGGAUCAGCUCUCUGUGGCUGCUGGCUGUCUGAUCCUCUCAACCAUUACUUCGGUCGCCGCGGUGUCAUCUUUUUCUCUGCCCACUUCUGCAUCUGGCCCCUCAUCGGUUCUGCCUUCAGCCACAACUGGCAACAGCAGCUUGCGAACCGUCUUCUCAUGGGAAUUGGUAUGGGCGCCAAGGCUUCCACGGUCCCCAUCUAUGCUGCCGAGAACUCCCCGCCAUCUAUUCGUGGUGCUCUCGUCAUGUCUUGGCAGAUGUGGACCGCCUUUGGUAUCGCAUUGGGGACAGCAUUUAACCUAGCCGUUUACUAUGCCAAGUACAACUGGCGCCUCAUGCUUGGUGCUCCGUUCCUUCCUGCCGUCCCUCUCCUCCUGUUGAUCUACUUGUGCCCCGAGUCGCCUCGUUGGCUCAUGAAGAAGGGUCGUUACCAUGAUGCCUGGAAGUCCAUGAUUCAGCUCCGACACAACCCGAUCCAAUGUUCUCGAGACAUGUACGCUAUCCAUGCUCAGCUGCAGCUCGAGAAUCAGGUGCUGGGCAAGAGCAGCUACGUCAGCCGCUUCAAGGAACUCUUCACCAUCCCUCGUGUGCGCCGAGCCAACCUGGCCGCUUUCACCGUCAUGAUCGCGCAGCAGAUGUGCGGCAUCAACAUUAUCGCAUUCUACUCUACCACCAUCUUCAAGGAGGCUAAGAUGGGCGACUUCGAGGCCCUGCUCGGCUCGUUCGGCUUUGGCAUGGUCAACUGGCUUUUUGCCUUUCCUGCUUUCUGGACCAUCGACACUUUUGGCCGACGAUCUCUACUUUUGUUCACCUUCCCCCAGAUGACCUGGACCCUCUUGGCAGCUGGUCUCUGUACCCUGAUCGCCCCCGGUAUCACUCGGACAGCACUGGUGUCCCUCUUCGUCUAUCUCUUCGGUGCCUUCUACUCCCCUGGAGAAGGCCCCGUGCCAUUCACCUAUUCGGCCGAGGUCUACCCCCUGUCUCACCGUGAAAUGGGCAUGGGUUUCGCCGUCGCGACAUGUCUGUUCUGGGCUGCCAUUUUGGGCAUGACUUUCCCGUUCAUUCUCGACAGACUCCAGGUCGUGGGUGCAUUCGGUCUGUAUGCUGGUUUCAACGUCGUUGCCUUCUGCAUGAUCUUGUUUUGGGUUCCAGAGACCAAGCAACGCACCCUCGAGGAGCUCGACUGGGUCUUUGCUCUCCCCACCAGCCGCUUCGCUGCUUACCAGGUCACCAAAGCCAUCCCCUACUUCUUCAGACGCUGGGUCUUUUUCGACCGCAGUGCCAAGUUGGAGCCGCUCUACACCUUCCAGCAGCCCGACCGGACCGAGCGGGUCGUCAGCUCCGACGAGGAGAAGAAGACCUUCUAG
This is a messenger RNA of Colletotrichum graminicola M1.001, 1875 nucleotides long. RefSeq lists its product as uncharacterized. Gene Ontology annotation, molecular function: myo-inositol:proton symporter activity. Gene Ontology annotation, biological process: transmembrane transport. The record is from RefSeq and is a predicted model, not a curated record. NCBI's taxonomy places the organism in Eukaryota, Fungi, Ascomycota, Sordariomycetes, Glomerellales, Glomerellaceae. Gene Ontology annotation, cellular component: membrane. The transcript is spliced from 6 exons. The coding region runs from base 1 to 1875 and encodes 624 amino acids.